UUGCUUUUAUUUUCUCCUCUUUCUUUCCUUAUUGGAUCUAUUCCGUUCAACUUUGUCUUAUUCUCCCUCUUUCCCUCCCUUCCUCUCCCCUUUUUUUGCCAGCAGCUCUAUGCCACACUCGAUAUAAAAUAAAAGGCUAAUGAGUAACUUGGAAACAAACGUAAUUGCCCUAGCGGCACCGACGCGAUCGAUAAAGUGGUACCAAUAUGAGUGCAGUCAGCGGGAGGAUCCGUCCAAGGAAUCACAGGUGCUUUUGACAUGUCGACAGCUCUUGGACGCGCGAAUCCCCUGCUUUUGGCGACUUCGCGGGGUCACCGAAAAGGACAUGACGGAGAUGCAAGAGUUCAUACAUAACGCACAUACGGUCCCCAAUCUCGCAUUACCCAGAGAAUGGACCGUCUGGGUAUUCUAUGCAGCUGCUCCCGAGCAAGAAUCACCAGUUAAUAUUCCUUCAAACUUUAAAGUUGUCAGUAUGGGCGAGAUCAGUUGGAAAUCGGCAGUUGCGGCGGCAGCGGUCGUAGUGGGCGAGGGAUACGGAGAUUCAGAAGAUGAUGGCGCAACAGCGCCGACUUCGGAGAUGUACGGGUUGUUCCAGCGCGCCUUGGACAAUAUGAUCGACCGCGCCCUGCUGCCCUUAUCGAUUGUGCGGUUUGGGUUUCGGCAAUGGAUCACGCUAGCAGGUCUCCCACCCCAGCAGCAGCAGGGACAGGAACAGGAACAACAGCAUCCGCAGCCGCAGCCGCAGCCGCAGCUACCCAUUUCCCGCCCACUUGUUUCCUCCGCCAGCAUGGAUUUUCUCCAAGCCAGCGCCUCGCUCAGCCACACACCUCAACCACCCUCGCCACCCACUGCCACCCACCCGCAACAGCGGCAACAGCAGCAUCCGACGUUUCUCCUGCGCUUCACCACCUGCAUCUCCUCCCAACGGCUCCUCAUACAGCCCAGUGCUCGCAUUCUAAAAUUCCUCCGCCCACUCACACUAACGGACACAAAGCCACGGCAAUCAGCCACAUUGGACGGGCCUACAGUCAGGCUGGCACCAUACGGCAUCUUGGCAUGUCUUCUGGGCGCACCAAGCGGGGCAUCGGCGGAGAACGAAACCGAGGCUAUGGCGGGUUGGACGCAGGCAUUCGGGUACCCCGAUGGUCUGAUGCAUGUGGAGGGCGGUUCGCAGAUGGUGUGGAUAAGGUUGCUCGAAGGCAAUCCCAUGCUGUACCCUAGGCGCCUUGUACUUAUUGACGAGGAUGAAAAGAAGGAACCUGAGGCCAUAGUGACAGUGGCAGAGGCAACAGCGAUGGCAGAAGAAGAGGCCGUGCGCCAUGUGGACGCGAUCGAGAGAGAUGCGCCUGUGAAGGACGAGGAAAACAAAAGCGAGGGCGAAGCCAUGGCAGUUGACACCAAGGAGGAGGGCGAAGAGGGCGAGGAAGGUGAGGAGGGCGAAGAGGGCGAGGAGCUCAGCGAAGAGGGUGAGUUUGACGAAGAGGGCGAAAUUGCAGACCCCGUCACAACUACAACCACAACCACAUCCGUCAUUGCCCCUCAACCGCGACCGCCGCCCGGCCCACUCUCCACCGAGCUGGAUGCAAUCAUAUCCAGGCUCCGUGCCGAACCACCCCUGCAUAAACCAGAUCCAACUCUCAAUGAAAUCCGCAAAUCCGCUGCGCUUUACCACCAGCAAGUCCGUGCCGAACAAGAACAGCAGCAAAAACAGAAGCAACGAGAGAAGGAGGAGGAGGAGGAGGAGUUGCGCAAGCGGCAAUUGGAAGCCACGGCAGCCCAGGCCAAGGCGCAGGUGGGGUCUCCAGCAAAGUCCAAGGCCAAUGGGACAAAGAAGCGCGCCCGGAGCAAUACCCGAGACGACGCCAGCAACAAGACGCGUAGGAAGUCUGUUUCUGAGAAUUCUGCAGCCGCCAAGACCUCGGCCAUGGAUGUAGAUGACUCAGCGGAGCCACUGGCCAACAUUCUGGCGGCGACGAUCACGUCCAACGGGGUUGGAAACGGCAGUGGCAACGGCGAUAGCGGCGAGAUUGACUCGCUGUUUGGUGACAUAGUUAUGGACGACAUGGCAAUGGCCGGCGGCGGUGAUGACAGUCUGGGCGGGCCCGUUGUGGCAGCCAACGAGCAGACAGCGGGCAGUGGCGGCGGCGGCGGCGGCGACAUGGGGUUGGGCGGGUUCGGGCAGCUGGGUGACAUGGGGCUGGGCAUGGGCAUGGACGGCGACUUCUCCGCCAUGUUUGGCGUCACUGACGACGACUUUAGCUUCUUCGACUCCGAGCCCACGCACCAGCCCAAGCCUGCCAUGCCUCCGCCAGUCCCGCUGAGCAUUAGCCCGGCGGUGGUUAUCCCGGAGCCAACCACAUACCCCAUCAAAUCUGUUGACUCCACGGCCGUUAUUGCUGAGGAGCCCGUGCAGGAUAUCGAUGAUUUGUUCGAUGAUGGCAUGUUUGACUCAUUCUUUGGCGGCGGUCCGCCCACAGCCACAGAAAUGCUGGUCGAAGAUCCCCUGGGGGCCUACGCUGACGAGCCUCCCGCGGCACCGACUUCCCCAGUUGCUGUUGCAGCCGCCGAUGUGACUGCCAUGCCACCCGUGCACACGUUGUCGUCACCGCCACCAGGCAGUCUCACCGUAUUGCCAGUGGCCGACUCGCAGCCAACGCCUGCCGACUCCUCAUCGGCCGCUGCCACCAAUGUCGACCUGGCCACGCCGGCAUCUAUCAAAAUCACGCCUGCCGCUGCAGCCGCAGACCACCAAACUCCCACUGCCAGCGUUGCCCUUGCCGAAACAAUGACUAGCGAGUACAAACCUCCUUUGCCGUCGAAACCCAAGCAGCAGCAACCACAGCAGCAACAGCCCAUCGACACUACGCCCUAUGGCUAUGUGGUCACGCCGUACGACGACAUCGGCAGCAGCGCGCGCUCAUGGAUGCGCGACCAGCCACUGGCCACGGCUACCCCCGAGCUGUGCGAGAAGCCCCUGAACCCCGUCGCUUGGAUCAAGAGGUUUGCCGCGCGCCGUCGCGAUAGCAGCAACGCCAACAGCGGCAGCGGCAGCGGGAACUUGCAGAGCAUCGGAAAACUGCGUGGGUGGCUGGCGUCGUAUCGCGCAAAGGCAUCGUAUGCGCGUGAUUUUGUUCCCCGUUUUGCAAGGGCGCCGGCUGAUGGUGCGAAGGACAGGCAUUCUCGCCUGGGGAUGUCCCCCAUGGACCACAGAAGCCCUCUCGGGUCUUCGGCCUCCAAUGCGUUACGCAGCUCUGGCAAUGCAGAAGAUGCGCACGCUGCCGAGGAGGAUUCUCGAGCGGUGUCUUUUACGAGCAUAAUAAACCCCCGAGGAUCCGCAGCCGCAGCCGUCCGCAACAGCAGCACCAGCGGCAGCGACAGCCGGAUGGCCGGAAUCCCGUCGAUUAUGCCCUCCCUGGACCACCAGUCCGAGCAGUAUCAGGAGCAGAAUAAGGAGGAGUUGCGGGGCGUGACUAUCAGGGCGACGGAGCCCGGGCUGGUUCCCUGGUGGAUGCACCGCGCCGGGCUAUUCGCCGACUUACUGCUCUCUGCCCAUCAUCCGCCCUCCGCCCGGUGGAUGCCAACCAUUGCGCCGAUGGUUUUCCUGGCCAAAGUCUCAGUGGCCGGCCAUUCGGCCACAUAUGAGGGCGAAAUCGCCCUGCAAUCCGACCGCCGCCCUGCGUGCCGCCUCGGCGACCUGGGCGCCCGCAUCGGCGGCCUUUUGGCGCUCGGAACUUUGCGCGAGUCGGCAGAUAAGGAUGCCGAUACGAUUGUGGAUGGGAUUACAGAUAAAAAGGGGAGCCAGGACGCGCGGGAUGCGGCGUUGCUGCUGCUGGAUGCCUGGCUUGCACGGAUGCGCACAACGGACAAGUGGGUGGGCAUCAUCGAGACCAUAGCCGAGUGGGCCGCACACGGGGCACUUCCCCCGACUCUCACUGCUCCAGCGCCGGCACCAGCGCAUGACCAGCAAGGAUCUACUCACCUAGUCAUCUCCGCCAUAUCCGCGCACCUCUCACUUCUCUGGCCCUCAGCAGCCGAAGUUGCACAAGUGCAGUCGCCAACCGUGUUCGAGUUGCCAUCCUCGGGCCCCCUGACUCUAUCGCGGCUAAUAGCACUGGACAGCCCAGUGCCAAUCAGCAAGUACCGGGGCUUUGUAGUGAAAAAGCGACGCACGAUACAGCCCGCCACCCAGACAACCUCCGCGGCAUCCCUGCCAAUCCCCUACGGCCCAGGCACUCUGGAGCCUCUCCCACCCGCCCACCUCGUAGUGGGCACCCAUGGCCAGCAGGACGUCUCGUUGCCGCUGGCUAUGCUGCAGAACCGCGACGCGCGGUCACUUUAUAUUAAGCGCUGGCGGUACAUGCAGACGCUGGCCAGUCGCGCGAUCUGCGAGCAGCGUUUGGCGGACGGCGAAAUCGAAGAAACUGAGGAGGGCGAGGAAAGGGAGGAUGGCGAAGAAGGCAACGACGACGACGCCACGACAGCAGCCAUGGCGGCGGUAGCAUCGAGGGACGGAUCAGCGGAUAAUUUUGCAGCGAGAGAGUGGCCGGACCCAGAUGGAUUGCAGGAAGCCGAGGAUGCGCUGCGCCGCGUGUGUAUGGUCACAAGCCCGAUAUCGCUGCGGUGGUGGUCCGCCCUGCAGAUGCGGCCCAUUGGAGCGUCCAAGGACAUCCGCUGGUGCGCAAUGCUUCCGCCCUUCACCAAUGACCACGCAGGUGCCAUUGAUGCGUACUUGGCCAGCGUGGACUCGGCAUACCAGACCUGCCAUCUGGGCACGCACCGCCCGCUGGGCCUGCACAGCCGCGCGCUCUCAGGAAUCCUGCCACCCUUUUCUUCCUCUUCUGUAGCAGAGUCUGCAGAUUCUGCAGACUCUGAAUCCUGGCACGCUCAGCUUCUGUAUGAUGCUGAGCGCCUGGGCACCAGCAUGGCCCACGCGUGGUUCACCACCGCCAGUCACCAAGACCAGAUACCGCCCAAGCCUGCUGUCACCGCCACCUGUCUGGUAGCAUACGUGCUCGUGCCCUUUGCACACCAGACCGUUGCGCCGUGGGUGGCGCUGGCCGAGGCAUCCUGCGUUCUGCGAAGUGUCUUUGAGGCCAGCUUGGGGAGUCUGAUUGCCCGCACAGCCUCGGGGGUCCCGUCCAGCUUCUCACCCAUCCAUGCCAGCAUCCCCUGGCCCUCCUUGCUCGUGCACCCGCUGCCACUGGACCUUAUAUGCGACUGGUUCGCCGGCCGCAAAACACCCGUGUCCGCUGCCGACGAGCUCGCCAUAGCCAUCUACAACAGGUGCUUGGAGUCCCUACCUGCACCGCCGCCCCUCGUGCACACGCCAUUUGCGGCAUCCGCAGUGCCAACCUCGCUGCAGCCGAUCUCGGUCACCGGGGAGAUUGGCGAGUUCAUCCAGGCCUGCGUCAAGCGGACUCGCCGUAGGCCGCAGGCGACACGGUCGCCAGGGUGUUUUGCGCUCGUGCAGGAUCAGCCGAUUGAUUCUUUCUCUGCCGCAGGCACUCGGGCGUUCGCACACCGGGCGUUUAUCGUGUCAUCACCAUGCACUUUUCCGAGCCGCGGGUCGAGCUCGUUGGCGCCCGCCACAAUGUCCAUGGCCAUGGCCGCCCUGCGCACAGACAUUGGCGAUCCGACCAAUGAUAUGUCUCGCGCUGCCCUACCCGUGGCUGCCACCGCCUCUUCUGUCUCUGCCAGCCGGAUUCCUAGCGCAUACCCGGCAGCACCACAACCGCUAAUCCCCUCCCCUACCGUACAACCAGCAUCGGUGUCGGUGGUCUCAGCAAGCCAGCCAUUGGAUGAGGCAGCAGGUGCGCCUGGCAGUAAAUUAUCUGCAGACUCGUCAAUGUUGGAUCUAGAAGAGGUCCGCGUCGAGUUCCCCUCGCCAACCUCGACACUCUCCCGAUCGCAGUACACCGCCCUGGUGGCCCACCCCCUGCGACCCAAUGACGAGACAAGCACCCUGCACUGCAUAUACCUGGUGGUUCGAAACUGGAUCGUCGUUUGUUGGUGCGAUGAGCGCGGAGAGUACAUGGAGCACGAGGUUUUUGCAGACAACCAAGGGGGAUUGUCGAGGACGAAAGGUGAUAAGAUUUCUGCUUCUGCUGCGGGGCGUAUUUGGGCUGGAUGCUUGAGGUAUCGGGCUCUUUUCGGCGGUCGGUUGCGCGUGGUCUUGGGCCAGUGGCAGGGCACGUCUGUGGAGCAAGCGGCAGAGUGGCGGGCGUAUGCGGGUGCAUGGAGUAAACAUACCGAUAAUGUUGAUCUUGUUCUGGUCAAUAUUGGCCUCAACCCACCUGAGGGUCUCUCACUGAUACACUCGACAACAAGCCAUCCCACCAAUUCUGCUGCUGCUGCUGCCACUACCACCACUGCUACCAAGAAGCAGCCUUCAGAUCACAAUAUCCCUGACCCCACCACAAGAGUAUCCGAAACUAACGUACCACAAUUCACGCUUAUCCUGCACUCGCAACAACCACACCUCCACUUCCUGCGAACCACAUCUGAUCGCCCCCAGGAUUUCCUCGAAGAUGAAAUCAUCUGCCAUUCCCAAGUAUUCCCCACAGGAUACCUAAUAAUGGAAAGCACCUCGCCUGCCCCCGCCGCCGUCGCUGUUCCCUGCCUCUGUGUUCAGUUGCUCUCUCCCUCCCCCACUCACAAUCAGGCAUCAAGUGCCGAUAUGACGUUUGAUCUCUUGACCACAAGAUCUGUGCUUAAGCAGUACCAUCAGAUGGCAUGGCUCAGGCACGCCGAGCUUGAUUUGCGCACCCUCAGGGCCCCGAGUAUUGGCAGUGAGGUUGCUAUUGGGGGUUCUGGCGGUGAGUCAGAUGGCACAUGGCCUGUGCGCUAUUUGCCCCUGCCAAUCGCUGUACUUGAGGAUAUCCAAAGUGCAAUUGAGCCACUGCUGUUACUGCCUCAGAACCCAUGAUGUUUUUCCUGUUUCUAAUUCUGCUAAUAUUACAAAUGUUUUCUUGUUUCAAAAAAGCGAUAAAAAAU
Molecule: messenger RNA, 6993 nt
Organism: Kickxella alabastrina
Lineage: Eukaryota; Fungi; Kickxellomycota; Kickxellomycetes; Kickxellales; Kickxellaceae
Exons: 3
Coding region: 140-6925 (2261 amino acids)
Biological process (GO): regulation of transcription by RNA polymerase II
Cellular component (GO): mediator complex
Molecular function (GO): transcription coregulator activity
Source: RefSeq, a predicted model, not a curated record